This is a messenger RNA of Spea bombifrons (plains spadefoot toad), 1109 nucleotides long. RefSeq names its product histone chaperone asf1b. Gene Ontology annotation, molecular function: histone binding. The record is from RefSeq and is a predicted model, not a curated record. Lineage: Eukaryota; Metazoa; Chordata; Amphibia; Anura; Pelobatidae. Bases 242 to 844 code for a protein of 200 amino acids. Gene Ontology annotation, cellular component: nucleus. Gene Ontology annotation, biological process: DNA replication-dependent chromatin assembly. The transcript has 5 exons.
GAAGGGGCGUGCUGGAAAUACGUGUGUUUGGGGGCUUGUGAGUUCGAGGCUCCGGCGCGCGGGAGACAAACGGAGAGCGGGAAAGCAGGUGCAGAAGCUCGUGUUGCGCGUUACGGGGUGGCGGCAGUCAGCAGACGGACCCGAGGGCACAGUAAACGGGAAAAGGCGGAAAACCGAAAGUGAAUUGGGGGAUACACAAGAUCUCUUUAUUAGAACGUGUCUGUUUGCCCAUCUGUUUAUCAUGGCCAAGGUACAGAUUCUCAAUAUGGUGGUGUUGGAUAACCCAUGUCCGUUCCACAAUCCUUUCCAGUUUGAGAUCACCUUUGAGUGCAUAGAAGACCUACCUGAUGACCUAGAAUGGAAGAUUAUUUACGUGGGAUCGGCAGAAAGUGAAGAAUACGACCAAGUGCUGGAUUCGGUGCUCGUCGGGCCGGUACCUGCCGGACGUCACAUGUUUGUGUUCCAGGCGGAUGCCCCCAAUUCAAGCCUAAUCCCCGAGUCGGAUGCUGUAGGGGUCACCGUGGUACUCAUCACCUGUACAUAUCGUGGUCAGGAAUUCAUCAGAGUUGGCUAUUAUGUAAAUAAUGAGUACUCUGACCCAGAACUUCGAGAGAAUCCACCCCUUAAACCAAACUUCACCCAGCUCCAGAGAAACAUCCUGGCAUCAAACCCCCGUGUUACGCGCUUUCAUAUCAAUUGGGACAGUGCAAGUGAAUCAAAAAUGGAAGAUAUUGAAAACGUGGACCCUGCCUCUCAUGCAAUGCUGCCUCCAACCUGCGCCCCCUCAAAGGGUCUGGCAGGCGCAUUGAACGCCAUCCCAGAAAACUCGAUGGACUGUAUGUGAUCCUGCUGCACGGUCAGGGCAUGUGAGCUCACAGCCCCCUACUCACUGCUAUGAAGGCAAAACUAUGGACUCUGGUAGUGCCAUGCUGCGUGUCUGGCCGCCUGCGAUCACUCCCCUUCUCUACAACGUUCUCACAUAUUUUCGGGUUUAAAAACAUGGACGCGCUCCUGAUGCAAAGUGUUAAUUCAACUCUUCUUUCUGAGAACUGCCAGACUCAUUGUAAAUGCUUUUCUAUUGAUACUGCAGUUUUUAGAGGGACAUCCAU